Molecule: messenger RNA, 1162 nt
Organism: Cricetulus griseus (Chinese hamster)
Lineage: Eukaryota; Metazoa; Chordata; Mammalia; Rodentia; Cricetidae
Source: RefSeq, a predicted model, not a curated record
GAUGCUGAGCCUUCGGGGAAGAAGCGGCUGACACCCGUGGCCCGGAAGCUCCUGGCGGAGUCACGGGCCGGGGGUGGGGGGUCGGGACUCGGGCCACCGCUUUGACAUCUGUGCUUGGCUACGGCUGCCCGUUUCGUGGCUGCCGUUGCUCGCACACAGCCCUGGGAGCGUUCCGGGGAGACAGUGAGUGGAACGGCUGAAAGUUGGUCAGUUUUGUCUGCUGCAGUGGAGUCUGGCGGGGAAGGGAGAGGGUGGAGCUGCGUGUGGUUGAGCACAGUGUGUGUCUAGCAUCUGGGUUCCGUCCCCACGGAGCCCGCCUGUUAUUCCAGCACUUGGGAGGUGGAGGAAGGAAGGAAGAUGCUAAGUUCGGGGUCAGCCUUCUCGGCUCCAUUGCAAGCUUGAAGUCGGCCUGCGCUACGUGAGACUUGUCGCAAAAGAACUGAAGGAUGGGGAGUUGUUUGGCGGUUUUGACCUGGACGCCUUAGGCAUUAAAAAGACCUAGCACCCAGGCUGCCAGAAGGAAGAUGUUCACAGAUGUCGAUCUGUGUGUGAAGGAGAAAAGGAGGAAAUGAGUUUGGAUUGCUAUUCUAGUAUACCAUGCGAGACGCUCAUGCACGAGUGAGGCUAAAACACUGGAGUGGUGAACAGCCCGCAGUAUGUAUUAAAGGAUCGAACGUGGGCGAAAGAAGAAACAAGAGUGACGUCGAAGAAUUCUGGUUUGGGCAACCGGAAGGCGGUGGUGUAGGGAACACGGGAACCGAAGCAGAUUUUAGGGAGAAGAGACGGAAUUGUGGUUUUUGUGUGUUAAUCCAAGAUGACUCCUAGCCUAAUGCCACUCGAAGUUCAGCUCCUUUAAGUGUGGUUGCUGCCUGUCUGUAAUGAGCAAUGGGCCACUUUUGCUCGAAUAUGGUAUCUCUUAGAUGGCAAGAUGCAGCCCCCUGGCAAACUUGCAGCUAUAGCAUCAAAAAAGCUUCAAGGACUACAUAAACCAGUGUACCACCAGCUGAGUGACUGUGGAGAUCAUGUUGUCAUAAUAAACACAAGACAUAUUGCAUUUUCUGGAAACAAGUGGGAACAAAAAGUGUACUCCUCACAUACUGGCUACCCAGGUGGGUUUCGACAAGUAACAGCUGCACAACUGCAUCUGAAGGACCCAGUGGCG